Molecule: messenger RNA, 2563 nt
Organism: Ziziphus jujuba (common jujube)
Lineage: Eukaryota; Viridiplantae; Streptophyta; Magnoliopsida; Rosales; Rhamnaceae
Product: ATP-dependent DNA helicase 2 subunit KU70
Exons: 19
Coding region: 256-2130 (624 amino acids)
Biological process (GO): cellular response to X-ray; telomere maintenance; double-strand break repair via nonhomologous end joining
Cellular component (GO): Ku70:Ku80 complex; nucleus
Molecular function (GO): damaged DNA binding; DNA helicase activity; telomeric repeat DNA binding
Source: RefSeq, a predicted model, not a curated record
GUCCAACUGUCUGUUUGGCUUGCGAGAGACUGUUUCGCCCCCCUUGCCCGGUCCAAGAGAAAAUAAAAAGAAAAGAAAAGAGUUGGGAAAUGGAAAAAAUGAGAAAGGCGGGUAAAUAACAAUUAUAUAUUCAUAAUUUAUAACAACACAGAGAGAGCAUAGAGGGCAGGAAGAAGGAAGAAGAAGACUGAAAAAGCAGCAUCUCACACACUCUUCUAUCAUUCUUUCAAAAGUUUCAAAGCUUUGUUGGUUGCUAUGGAUUUGGACCCUGAUGAUAUCUUCCGAGAUGACGAGGACGACCUCGAUAAUGAUUUCCAUCUGGAAAAGGAGGCAACCAAAGAGUUUUUGGUGAUCUUGGUCGAUGCUUCCCCCAAAAUGUUCAACACUACUUCUCCUUCUGAAGAUAACAAGGAUGAAACUCAUUUUCAUAUUGCUGUGAGUUGCAUAUCUCAGUCAUUAAAGACUCAAAUCAUCAAUAGAUCGUAUGAUGAAGUUGCUAUAUGCUUCUUUAACACGAGGGAAAAGAAAAAUUUACAGGACUUAAAUGGUGUCUUUGUUUUCAAUGUAGCUGACCGAGAUUAUUUAGACAGGCCUACUGCAAGGCUAAUAAAAGAGUUUGACCUUAUAGAGGAUUCAUUUAUGAGAGAAAUCGGAAGUCAGUAUGGUAUUGUUUCUGGGUCUCGAGAGAAUUCUCUUUACAAUGCACUCUGGGUAGCACAAGCUUUAUUGCGCAAAGGAUCAACAAAGACAGCUUAUAAGCGGAUGCUAUUGUUCACAAAUGAAGACGAUCCAUUUGGGAGUAUCGAGGGAGCAGCAAAGGCUGAUAUGAGAAAAACAACAAUGCAGCGGGCUGAAGAUGCACGGGAUCUUGGCAUCUCAAUUGAACUUCUCCCAUUGAGUAGGCCUGAUGAAGAGUUCAAUGUUUCUCAUUUCUAUGCUGAUCUAAUGGGGCUGAAAGGUGAUGAUCUUGCUCAAUUUAUUCCCUCAGCAGGACAGAAGGUCGAGGAUAUGAAAUUUCAGCUUAGAAAGCGUAUGUUCACAAAACGAGUAGUUAGAAAAAUCAAUUUUUCAAUUGCUAAUGGAUUAUCAAUUGAGCUUGGCUCAUAUGCUUUGAUUCGACCAGCUGUUCCAGGAGCAACUACCUGGCUUGAUUCAGUUACCAAUCAUCCUCUAAAGACUGAGAGAACUUUAAUCUGCACAGAUACUGGUGCAUUGCUAUCUGCAUCUACCAAGCACUUUCAGCCUUACAAAAAUGAAAAUAUCAAGUUUUCAGUGGAAGAGCUAUCAGAGAUAAAAAGAAUUUCAACUGGAAAUCUCCGUCUUUUAGGAUUCAAGCCAUUAAGUUGUUUGAAAGAUUAUCACAACUUGAAGCCAUCAACAUUUCUAUAUCCUAGUGAUGAGGAAGUGAGUGGUAGCAGAUGCAUUUUUAUUGCUCUGCAUAGGUCCAUGCUGCGGCUUAAGCGUUUUGCAGUUGCAUUUUACGGAAUUUCAUCUUGUCCUCGAUUGGUUGCCCUUGUUGCUCAAGAUGAAAUAAUUCGUGAUGGUGGUCAGGUUGAGCCGCCGGGAAUGAACAUGAUUUAUCUUCCAUAUUCUGAUGACAUCAGAGAUAUUGAUGAGGUUCUUCCAGAUUCAGAUGCUGCAACACCUCAUGCAACUGACGAGCAAAUCAGAAAGGCUGCUGCUUUAGUUAAACGAAUUGACUUGAAAGAAUUUUCAGUAUGCCAAUUUGCCAACCCUGCCUUGCAGAGGCAUUAUGCAGUGUUACAGGCCUUAGCUUUGGAGGAGGAUGAGAUGCCAGAUAUCAAAGAUGAAACAUUGCCAGAUGAAGAAGGCAUGUCUAGACCAGGUGUUGUUAGUGCUUUGGAAGAUUUCAAGCUUUCUGUUUAUGGGGACCAUUAUGAUGAGGAAUGUGAAGGAAAAGCCAGUGGAACAUCCAGAAAACGAAAAACACCUGCUGAAAAUGCAGUUAAGGAAUGUGCAAGCUACAAUUGGGGUGACCUUGCAGACAACGGACAGCUGAAGGAUUUGACUGUAACAGAGUUGAAGUACUACUUGGCAGCUCACAACCUUCCUGUUGCGGGAAAGAAAGAAGCUUUGAUUAGUAGGAUACUAACUCACAUGGGAAAGUGACAAGUUAGAGGCUGACUUUAUGUCGCAAAUAGCAGUCUAAAACUUGUCAAACAUUCUGGUACAUUCCUUUUUGAUACAAUCUGAUGGAUGACUUUGUAUUGCCAGUUUGUGAGAUAAACUCAGGAUUUUGUUUAGAAAAAGGUUUCUUGCAUGUAUAUGGUGUUCCCACUGUCAAAUUCAAUGAAGAAUUUAUGUUGUGGGAGGCUUCUAGUUAGUGUUGAAAUUUCAGUAUAAAAACCGUAGUGUUACAUAUUUUGUAAAGAAGUCUAGUCACAAGUAGUACAUUUACCAGGUAAGCUCUGCCUUUAGAUAAUGUAUAUUUCAAGCAAGUAGCUUGAAUUUUGCUGGUCAAAUUGGAUGUGUAUCUAUUUGAGGUUUUUUAACUUGUCUAUGUGAUACAUAUUUGAUAAAUUUUUCCAUUUUUAUUUUGCAA